Molecule: messenger RNA, 2685 nt
Organism: Paramuricea clavata
Lineage: Eukaryota; Metazoa; Cnidaria; Anthozoa; Malacalcyonacea; Plexauridae
Source: the annotation of a GenBank genome assembly
AUGGGACGUCAUUAUCUUGUGGUAUUCUUGGCAGUAUUGUCCAUUGUAUUCGCAGGUAUGCAAGUUACCUCUGGCAGUUUUGAAUGUUUAGCUGCUGUUGAUUGCCCAGGUAUAUCAAGAUCAAAUAUGAGCAGCUCCUUGUUGUCACAUAUUAAAUAUCAUAAUGCUUGUAAAGCAUUUUACAGUUCUCAGAAAACAAACAUUAUAAAAAGAACCGACGUCGUGACCGACCUUAAAAGCAGUUUUCAGUAUACCAAUUUUGUCAAUUCUCAAUGCAGUAAAAGUACUAUUCCAGACUUUCUUUCCUACUUUUGGUUUGUGUUAUUUAUUCAAGCAUUUGUCCUCAUCGUACUUGAUAAUCUGUGGCUUAAACUCCCUAAUACUGCGUCAGUUAUUGAAAAUUUUGUAGCUCUUGUCAUGGAAUGUUAUGCUUCACCAUGCCCAAAUUUGGCGUUAACGCAAGCUCUUUCAGACAUUCCUGGACGACGUUAUGCAGAUGAUCAGCAGCGAGAUGGUAACAAUUUCGAAAUGACAAAUCCAACCACUGACAAUGACCAGUCUUGCGAAUUCAAUAUAUUGGAGGAUCCUGCAACUAUCAGUUCGGUUAAGGCUUUGUGUGAAAAAGUACAUACACUCGAGGAAAAUGUUAAAUCGUCUCAUAAACUUGUUAAAAUUUGGCAGUUAUAUUUGCUACAAUCUAUCUUUCAAGUUUCAUUUGCCAUCAUAUUCUUCACUGUUGAUAUUUACUACAUGAAGGAUUUACAAGAAACAAUGAUCUGUACACUUACUCAACACAUCCCUGUUUCUCAUGAUUAUUUCAUUUGUUCACAUAGCCUUGCACCUGCAUUUGCCUUGGGGUUGAAAUGGUUAUAUCUUCCCACAUUAGGGGUGGCCCUUGCCAUUUUUAUUUUUAUCACUGCAUGGACGUUCUCGAGAAAAGGAAAAAGCGAAUUUAAAUAUAACUUUGAAGAGAGAAGAUUGCCUCGCCUGGUAGGAAUUGAGUUGUCCGAUAUUCCUCCAGUGAACGAAGACUUUGGUUUUCUUCUGCACCUGUUGCACUCCUAUAACAAAUUAUAUGUAGUCCGAUUCGCCCACUUUUUGUCUAAAAGAAACAAAAAGAAAAUUCAAACAUUUUCCUUGAAGAAGGAGUACCCUGUUUCAAAUUUGGAAAGACAAUUGAAGGAGAAUGGAAAUAAACUAACCUUUAUUGGAAUUCAAGGAAUACCAGAAACCAUAUUUAAUCUUGCUACAGAAAUUGUAACACUUGAAUUUAUAGAAUGCAGGCUAGAAAAUGAUGACUUUGAAAACUUUUACCAGCUUACCAGCCUGAGAAAGUUAUCGAUUGUUAAAUGUCGUCUUAAAUCCAUUCCAGAUGGUAUUUUAAACAUUGAAUGUUUGGAAGUACUUAAUCUCAAAGGAAAUGUUUUAACAUCAGUUAAUCGAAGCAUCUCCAAUUUACGGAAUCUGACUACUUUGGAUUUAUCAAACAAUAAUUUAGAAGCCAUAGAAUCUGAAUCAUUUGAAAACCUUGGCAAUCUUCUUGCAGUUUACCUAUCUGGCAAUUCAAAAUUACAAAUGGCAGCAUUAAAGGUUGUACUAGCAUGUCAAAGAUUGCGCAUUUUGGAUUCCCCUCGACAUCUUGCAGAUAGAAAGCACGAGUUAAAUCAGUUGGAGAGGAGCAAAUUUGAUGCUGUCAACUUUGCUGGGAAAGGAAAUGUUGUUAUUCCAUACACACCUGAGGAUGCUCCUCAUAUUGAUUUAGAAGACCAUGAGAAAAUUUAUAAAAUGGACUCCCAUCCUAAAGGUAUAGCCAUCAUUAUUAACAACUACUCAUAUCAAAAGGCUAGUCUCGAAAAUCGAACAGGUAGUGAGAAAGAUGUUUUUAUGUUGAAGUUAUUAUUUGAAAAAAUUGGCUUUGACACCGUGUGUUGUAUAGACUAUAAAGCUAAACAAGCCAAGGAUUUCCUAGAAGAAUGUGCUGAAAACACGAAGUACAAGGAAUGUGAUUGCAUUGCUGUGGUUAUAAUGUGUCACGGUUUCGAAGAAGGUCUUAUAUUUUCUGAUGGCGAAGUGAUUCCUGUCAUGGAUCUUGUUAAAUCUGUUGAGAAGUCUCCGUUGUAUCAAGAAAAGCCCAAAUUAUUUUUUAUCCAAGCUUGCAGAGGAAGUUAUCAUGCCGGCGGACCUGCUAAUUUGGCUCCUCGUUCCUACGUACUUGUUCCAAAUUCCCAUGAUAAUGUUCCAUCAGCAUCAAACCGAAACACAAUACAUUCCACACUUCAUGAUGCUGUCGCUGAUGGAUUCCUUCCUUCUGCUGCUAAGAGCAAAAACACGACGAUAGAGGCAUCAUCACCACACGUUAUGAUUGAACCUCCUUCCAUACCAGAAGGAGCUGACAUUUUGUUAUCAUAUUCAACUAUGGAUGGUUAUGUCUCGCUUCGUAACAUUGAAUUUGGUUCAUGGUACGUGCAAGCUUUAGUCGAGACAUUUUCCGAACAUGCUUGGGAAGAAGACAUUCUAAGUCUGCUUACACUGGUUAAUUACAAAGUUGCUCGCGCUUGCAGCCAAGCCGGAUGGAGACAGGUACCAGCUCCUCAAAGUACUUUAAGAAAAAAAUUGUACUUACUUCCAGGGUAUCCAAGUCAGCCUAAGCCAAUCGAACCACAACAGCGGAAUACAUACGUAUAA